UAUUGGUUGGCUCUGGAGUCCCCUUCAUUCAUCUGCUUGGCUUUUUUUUCGGGUUUAUUGUUUCUCUCCGUUUGGAAAUACAACAGGGAAAACUCACCAGCGACAUGGCAGGAGGAAAAGCUGGAAAGGACAGUGGCAAAGCCAAGGCAAAGGCUGUCUCUCGCUCCCAGAGGGCUGGACUCCAGUUCCCGGUGGGUCGUAUCCACAGACACCUGAAGACCCGGACCACCAGCCACGGCAGAGUGGGAGCCACCGCAGCAGUUUACAGCGCCGCCAUCUUGGAGUACCUCACGGCUGAGGUGUUGGAGUUGGCAGGAAACGCCUCCAAAGAUCUGAAGGUGAAGCGGAUCACUCCGCGUCACUUACAGUUGGCCAUCCGCGGAGAUGAGGAAUUGGACUCCCUCAUCAAGGCCACCAUCGCUGGAGGAGGUGUGAUUCCUCACAUCCACAAGUCUCUGAUUGGAAAGAAGGGCCAGCAGAAGACUGCAUAGAGGACGUGACCUCACACACCACCAGGAAGGAAAGGGCAGCCAUAUUGAUUUAGUUUCGCGUAUUUGUUUGGGUAAUUUUGUAACCGUAGUUGUACUCUUUCCAGGGAGAUGUGUAGUCUUUGAGGUAUGUGUUGGUUUGUACUGUUUUAAAGCUGAAAGGUGGGGUGUUUAAGGAAAGGUUUUCUCUGACAAGAAACUUGUACAUUUUGUACAUAGACCAACAAAUGCUGAAGUUCUUGUCAUGUUCUGAAAAAGUUUGAGUUGAUUGGAUUUAGCUCCAAAAGUGUUUUAUACUUACAAAAGUUAAAUAUUUUAAACAGAA
Messenger RNA from Coregonus clupeaformis (lake whitefish), 813 nucleotides. Its product is annotated as histone H2A.V. The record is from RefSeq and is a predicted model, not a curated record. NCBI's taxonomy places the organism in Eukaryota, Metazoa, Chordata, Actinopteri, Salmoniformes, Salmonidae. Gene Ontology annotation, molecular function: structural constituent of chromatin; protein heterodimerization activity; DNA binding. Gene Ontology annotation, cellular component: nucleosome. The transcript is spliced from 5 exons. The coding region runs from base 105 to 491 and encodes 128 amino acids.